GCGCUAGGACCCCGCAGGCCCGGGCGGCCCGAGCAGCUGGGACCCCUACUCCCGGCGCCAUGUGAGGGGGUUCGGGAGCCGCGGGGGGCCGGGCGCUCCCCGGCGGAGAUGAGGAGGCUGAGGCUCAGAGAGGUCCCAUGGCUUGCGCGAGGCCCCCCAGCCAGUGUGACCCCACAUCCCUGCCCCCUGGGCCACCUGCAGGACGCUGGCCCCUACCCCUCAGCAGACGUCGGAGAGAGAUGAGUAGCAAGAAAGAGCAGCGGUCAGCAGUGUUCGUGGUCCUCUUUGCCCUCAUCACCAUCCUCAUCCUCUACAGCUCUAACAGUGCCAACGAGGUCUUCCACUACGGCUCUCUGCGGGGCCACACGCGACAGCCCAUCAACCUGAAGAAGUGGAGCAUAACCAAUGGCUACGUUCCUAUCCUCGGCAACAAAACGCUGCCCUCCCGGUGCAACCAGUGUGUGAUCGUCACCAGCUCUAGCCACCUGCUGGGCACCAAGCUGGGCCCUGAGAUUGAGCGGGCUGAGUGUGCCAUCCGCAUGAACGACGCACCCACCACAGGCUACUCUGCCGACGUGGGCAACAAAACCACCUUCCGCAUCGUGGCCCAUUCCAGUGUGUUCCAUGUGCUGCGGAGGCCCCAGGAAUUUGUCAACCGGACCCCAGAAACAGUGUUCAUUUUCUGGGGUCCCCCAAGCAAGAUGCAGAAGCCCCAGGGCAGCCUCGUGCGCGUUAUCCAGCGGGCGGGCCUCGCCUUCCCCAACCUGGAGGCCUACGCCGUCUCUCCCGUCCGCAUGCAGCAGUUUGACGACCUCUUCCGGGGUGAGACGGGCAAGGACAGGGCCAAAUCUCAUUCGUGGUUGAGCACUGGCUGGUUUACCAUGGUGAUUGCGGUGGAGUUGUGUGAUCACGUUCACGUCUAUGGCAUGGUCCCUCCUGACUACUGCAGCCAGCGGCCCCGCCUCCAGCGCAUGCCCUACCACUACUAUGAGCCCAAGGGGCCGGAUGAGUGUGUCACCUACAUCCAGAAUGAACACAGCCGCAAGGGCAACCACCACCGCUUCAUCACCGAGAAGAGGGUCUUCUCCUCGUGGGCGCAACUGUAUGGCAUCACCUUCUCCCACCCUUCCUGGACCUAGCCUCCUUGUCGGUGUGACCUUGAAUGGGGGAAAAAUGGCCCUGGGCCCAAACCACUUGACCGUGGCCGUCUUCUGACCAAUGCAGGCUGGCUGGAAUGCUUCCUGUCCAAUCAGGGCCUUGAUGAGGGUGUGUCCUCCUGCCAAAGGGCUGGGGAUGUCUCUUGACCAAUCAGGGAUUUGAGAUUCUGUGUGGUUAUUCAGGUGUUGGGUUUUUCUUGUCCAGUCAGGGUCUGCGCAUAGUCAAUCAGGGUAUAGGGGUCUUUCUGAGUCAAUUGGAGGUUAAGGACAUGUCCUUUCCCAUGAGGCCUUGGUUCAGAGCCCCAGGAAUGAACCUCAUAAUCAUUCUCUCCUUAUCAGGGACAGUGGGGUCCUGUCCCAAGGAGCUGAGGACAUGGUAUUGUCCAUUCAUUCCCAGCAUCAGAGAUUGUGUGGGAUCAGAGCUGUCUGUCAGGAGGCAGGGCUGCAGAGUGUAGAGGCCCAGGAGGCCAGAGUCACAUGUCCAGGUCUCAGCUUCUUCCUGAGUAACCUUGGACAAGCCCCUCCAUCUUCCUGGACCCCUCUGUCCGUGGCAGGUUCUGGUGUGGAGUAGGAGAUCCUUCCACACCACUCCCGUGGCCCCUAAGUAUGGAUCCCCCAGCCACCAUCCCUUGCUGGGGGACUCAUCUCCCUGAGUGGGGACUGAGGUGCCCUUCCCCACCUCUGGAAAAUUUUAGGGUAGUUUUGGGUAAAUGUCCCUAGGGUUGGGGGACCCUUGACAGAAAGGAAACAAACCUUAAGCUGUUUUCUCAGCCCAGUUGCCAUUAGUCUGGACCUUGAAAGACCAGGCCUUUCUUCAGAACUGUCCAGCAGUAUGGGACUUCCCCUACCCAGGAGUCUUUGGGGGCUGAGGAAGGGGGAUCCCAGGCACACGGGAGUAGACUGGAGAUGUGGAGGGCUUGGGGAGGAGAUGUCUCCCCUGUGCUGGGCGUGGGAUAGGUGUAGGGAGCCAGGGGUUGGGUCACCUGGGUUCUGUCCCUUGCUCGGGCACUUUAAUAAGCUGGGGCUCGAUGGGGUGUGUACUGUCUGCCCUUCCUCAGCCUGCAAGGGAAGGGCUUCUAACAGGAGGCUGUGGAAUGGGAGGGAUCAGUAGAGGCCAGCUCUGAGCCCUCGCACACUGGGGCGAUGUGUGGGGGGCAGUGAGAGCCCCCCGAGGCUGGUUUUGUAAUGAUUUGUACAGGAAUAAACACACCUGUGCCCCA
This is a messenger RNA of Jaculus jaculus (lesser Egyptian jerboa), 2377 nucleotides long. It is a transcript of the gene St6galnac6, whose product is annotated as ST6 N-acetylgalactosaminide alpha-2,6-sialyltransferase 6. The transcript has 7 exons. Gene Ontology annotation, molecular function: alpha-N-acetylgalactosaminide alpha-2,6-sialyltransferase activity. NCBI's taxonomy places the organism in Eukaryota, Metazoa, Chordata, Mammalia, Rodentia, Dipodidae. The record is from RefSeq and is a predicted model, not a curated record. Gene Ontology annotation, biological process: ganglioside biosynthetic process; oligosaccharide metabolic process. The coding region runs from base 138 to 1139 and encodes 333 amino acids.